This is a messenger RNA of Oncorhynchus gorbuscha (pink salmon), 1702 nucleotides long. RefSeq names its product alpha-(1,3)-fucosyltransferase 7-like. Gene Ontology annotation, cellular component: membrane. NCBI's taxonomy places the organism in Eukaryota, Metazoa, Chordata, Actinopteri, Salmoniformes, Salmonidae. The transcript is spliced from 2 exons. Gene Ontology annotation, molecular function: alpha-(1->3)-fucosyltransferase activity. Bases 332 to 1420 code for a protein of 362 amino acids. The record is from RefSeq and is a predicted model, not a curated record.
UACCAUUCGACUGAGAGAAAAAGCAGGGAAGGACAGAAAAUGAGAAGAGAGAGAGAGUGUGAGAGAGAGCGAGAGAGCGAAGCGAGAGAGACAGAAAGAGAGAGAGAGAGAGCGAGAGCGAGAAAGAGCACAUAGUGCUGCAGUGCCCACAGACCACACAUCCUGAUACAGUUGUCUUUCAAUCAUAACCCAGAGCAGCACAGACUUUUCAGCCCUGCUUUUGGUGGACACUCUCUGAGCAGGGUCCCCAUCAAGGCCUCAGCAAGAAGAGACACGACUGGGACUCCGCAUCCACUGACCCACAGCCCACCUCCCCAGUGAAAGAACCCUGAUGACCAACAAGGGUUCAGUUCUACCAUGGGGAUCCCCCUCAUUCUGCUUCAGGCUCUUCUUCGGCACCUGCCUGGUGCCUCUCCUGUACUUUCUGAGUAUGUAUGGGUGGGGUCUACACUCUGACAGACGCCACAUUGUCACCGUGAACCUCACCAUCCUCCUGUGGCAUUGGCCCUUUGGCCCAUCCUACAGCCUGGAGGGAGACGUGUGCUGGGACAGGUACCGUAUCCCUGGCUGCCGCCUGGUGGACCAGCGCUCCCUCUACCACAGCGCUGACCUGGUGGUCUUCCACCACAGAGAGCUAAUGACGGGCCAGGAGCGGCUGCCCUUCCACCUCCCCCGGGCGAGGCACCAGACGUGGGUCUGGCUCUCCCUGGAGUCCCCUGACAACAAUGGAGACCUGGAGCCCUUCAAUAACGUGUUCAAUUGGACCAUGUCCUACCGCCGUGAUGCAGAUUUCACCAUACCAUAUGGAAAGCUGGUGGCGAAGGACAGAGAUAUGGGUAAUUAUAGCAUCACACAGGGCUACAUUCCUAAACAUAAGUCCCCUCUGGCCUGCUGGGUGGUUAGUCACUACAACCCCCAGCAAAAGAGGAGCUUGGUGUACAACAGCCUGAGGAAAAGCAUCAGAGUGGAGGUGUAUGGGCAACUGGAAGGGAGAGUACUGUCCCCCAGCAAGUUGCUGCCCACCAUCUCACGCUGCUACUUCUACCUGGCCUUUGAGAACUCCAUCUCCAAGGAUUACAUCACAGAGAAGCUCUGGCGGAACGCUUACCAGGCAGGGGCGGUGCCUGUGGUUCUCGGUCCGCCUCCAGAUGACUACAUGGCCGUGGCUCCCCCCAACUCCUUCAUCCACAUUGAGGACUUUCCAUCCACCAAGGAGCUGGGGAACUAUCUCAGCCAGCUAAUACUGGAUAAGGAGAGAUAUGCUGGGUAUUUUGCAUGGCGGCACAGCCAUCAAGUGAAAGUGUACACAGACUGGAGGGAGAGGCUUUGUAGCAUCUGCUCCCAGCAUCACAUCCUGCCUGCUCAGAAGGUGUACCGCGACCUGGAGGCCUGGGUCAGGUGGGGACAUGAAGUCCACUGACAGAGCCUCAAAGGCUUUCUGCAUACCCAAAUGAGCUCCGACUCCAGUGCACUAUUUUUGAACAGGGCCCAUAAGUACACCACCUUGUAAAAAUGCACAGCUUCAGAAGUGUUUGUCAUCUAGAACCAGUGUGUUUCACAUGUAUGAUGAUGUUUUAAUGACUCAGUAAACUACACAUUGAGAAACAGGACUUUACUGUGUUAUAGUUCCACACUCUGCCUAUAACUAGUGUUCCUAUUUUCCUUCCCCACUCCCAGCAAAAUAACUUGAGAACUGGCUAUA